AUGGGAACGCUCCAACCCGACUAUCUCAGGACUCCAGGGAGAAUUGCUCGGCCAGCAUUCCAUGACAUUCAAGAUGAAAUGAAAAUCCUCAAACAGCAGCCGAAACCACACGUAAAGUUGAAAGGUCUUCGUGGACAGUGGCUGCGUGGGAAAAAACUGAAUUCGAGAAGUGCUGUGAUCAGCACAGUAGACAUGAAGUUGGGUCAAAUAAAGAAAAAUUCCGACUAUUCUGAGCUUCGUUGUGAAAAUAAUGGAGGUUAUGGUCAGUGUACGGCCGUUUAG
This is a messenger RNA of Angiostrongylus costaricensis, 282 nucleotides long. Lineage: Eukaryota; Metazoa; Nematoda; Chromadorea; Rhabditida; Metastrongylidae. The record is from the annotation of a GenBank genome assembly.